Molecule: messenger RNA, 1932 nt
Organism: Ochotona curzoniae (black-lipped pika)
Lineage: Eukaryota; Metazoa; Chordata; Mammalia; Lagomorpha; Ochotonidae
Gene: GPRC5B
Product: G protein-coupled receptor class C group 5 member B
Exons: 5
Coding region: 1-1275 (424 amino acids)
Biological process (GO): G protein-coupled receptor signaling pathway
Cellular component (GO): extracellular exosome; intracellular membrane-bounded organelle; plasma membrane
Molecular function (GO): G protein-coupled receptor activity; protein kinase activator activity; protein kinase binding
Source: RefSeq, a predicted model, not a curated record
AUGGAGGACAUCUACGUGGAGUCCCCGGCUCCUGCCUCUAGCCUGCUGCUUCCCGACUGUGGCAGCACGUUCCUGGCGUCAGGAAGAAAGAUGAGGACCCACCAGGUGCUCGCCUGCCUCCUGCUCCUGAUGGCCACCUCUGUGGCCUCGGAAAACGCCAGCACAUCCCGGGGCUGCGGGCUGGACCUUCUCCCUCAGUAUGUGUCCCUGUGUGACCUGGAUGCUGUCUGGGGCAUCGUGGUGGAGGCAGUGGCCGGGGCGGGUGCCCUGAUCACACUGCUCCUGAUGUUCAUCCUGAUGGUGCGGCUGCCGUGCGUCCGGGACAAGGAGAAGAGGAAGCCGGCCUGCCUGCUGUUUCUCUUCCUCCUGGGCACCCUGGGCCUCUUCGGACUGACCUUCGCCUUUAUCAUCCGCAUGGACGAGACUAUCUGCUCCGUGCGCCGCUUCCUCUGGGGCGUGCUGUUCGCCCUGUGCUUCUCCUGCCUGCUCAGCCAGACAUGGCGCGUGCGGAGGCUGGUACGCCAGGGCUCGAGCCCGGCAGGGUGGCAGCUGGUGAGCCUGGCGCUGUGCCUGAUGAUGGUGCAGGUCAUCAUCGCCACUGAGUGGCUGGUGCUGACUGUGCUGCGGGACACGAAGCCGUCCUGUGCAUACGAGCCCAUGGACUUCGUCAUGGCCCUCAUUUACGACAUGGUGCUGCUGGCCGCGGCCCUGGGGCAGUCCCUCUUCACGCUGUGUGGCAAGUUCCACCGGUGGAAGCUCAAUGGGGCCUUUCUCCUCAUCACCUCCUUCCUCUCAAUGCUCAUCUGGGUGGCCUGGAUGUCCAUGUACCUCUUUGGCAACACCAUGCUGCACCAGGAAGAGGCCUGGAACGAUCCGACCUUGGCCAUCACACUGGUGGCCAGCGGCUGGAUCUUUGUCGUCUUCCAUGCCAUCCCUGAGGUCCACUGCACCCUCCUGCCACCCCUGCAGGAAAACCCACCCAACUAUUUUGACACAGCACACUCAAGGAUGCGACAGACAGCAUUCGAUGACAUGCACCUGCCACGCACCUAUAUGGAGAACAAAGCCUUCUCAAUGGACGAGCAAAGCUCAGCUCGCCGUUCAGCAAGAUUUUCCAAUGGCAGCUUGGGGAAAAAGCACAGUGGCAGCUUGGGGCACAGACCCAGCGCUCCAUUCAGAAGCAACGUGUACCAGCCGACCGAGAUGGCCGUGGUCCUCAACGGGGGCACUAUCCCCACCGCUCCGCCAUCUCACACUGGAAGACACCACUGGUGAAAGACUUUUUAAGUUCCAGAGAAAAAGCAUCUCUCUGACCCGUGUGACUCCCUUGGCUGUGUCUUUUCUUGAGGGAGAAAAACGGUCACCGUAGCCAAGCCAGGCCACCUCACAGCCGGGAGAUUGAGAAAUCCUAGCCAAGGGGAGUUCGUGUAAAUGUGAACUUUGAUGAACUGAAAAGCUAACACCGACUGCCCUUGCUGCCUGUGACAUACACACACACACACAGUCUACCAAACCAACCUCAAUCCCCCCGCCAACUAAAGCAAAGCUAACUGCAAAUAGUAUUAGGCUCCCUUGAAAAUGUGGCUGGGAAGGCAAUAUCAUCCCUAGGGGAGCUAGAAUAGUACCACAUUCAUAGCUGGUGGGCCAGGCUGGUGCUGGUGGCAUAUUGGGAUGAGGAGUAGGGGGUCUCGACUCCUACCCCAGUGCCCUUCCCCAGCAUGUGUGGAUGGACAACCAACCAAUGCCCAGUGGCCUCUUAGAGAUGACUAUCGCAUAGAGGAUAAAGACACAUAGGGCCUGUUCCACCAGGUCCCUGGUGGUCUGUGCAUGUCACAGGUGGGCUGAGAAAGUGACGGAGGCUGAGGUUGUGACUCCCAGGCCACCAAGUUGUGGAGUGAGCUUUAGAGCCAGUAGCAGUUGGUGUGCAGGGGU